GUCAUGCUAAACACAUCCAUGUUUAACGAAAAAUCAACAAAUCCAAAUUAAGGUUAUAAUUAAUUGAACUCGCACGUGUUUCCAGAAUGAAAAGGAAAACAAAACGAGAAAUUUCAGAAUCAAGCGAUUCCGAAAGCGACAGUUCCGAGGCAGAGUUACAAGAAGCGUUCGCAAAGGGACUACUAAAACCAGGACUCAACAUCGUGGAAAACGCUCCGAGAAAGUUCGUAAAUGACGAAGCCAGUUUAAAACAAAAGUUAUUGGAAUUUCAACUAAAACUACCAUGGAUCGAAAGAUUGGAUUCCACAAAUGAUCCUGCUCCGCUUGCACCGGAAAUGGCCGCGCAAAUUUUGGAGCAGGAAGAGAAACAAAAAAGUUUACGAAGCAACAACAAAAAGUUACCACAGAUAGCGAUCGAAAAUGAUCCCGUACUGAACGAUUUCAAACGCGAAAUGAUAUUUUAUAGACAGGCGCAAGCGGCCGUGUUGUCCUCGAUCCCCAAACUUAAAGCACUCAAAAUUCAGACCAAAAGACCUGACGAUUAUUUUGCGGAAAUGGCAAAAUCAGACGAGCACAUGCAGAAAAUAAGACAAAAUCUGAUGCAAAAGCAACUUGGCAAAGAACGAAGCGAAAAAAUCAAACAGCUGCGUUUGCAGCACAAGGAGGGUAAGGCGUUGCAGACGCAAACGAAGUUAGAACGCCUAAAAGAGAAGAAACAAAUACUCGACCGAGUGAAAAAAAUGCGAAAGGGCGCAGAGAAAAACUUUGAUUUUCUGAAUCAAGACGACUCAAAGAAGAAGGGCGGGAAAAAGGCAUUAGACAAGCGUAAAGUACGCAACGAGCGAUUUGGUUACGGUGGCAAAAAGCGUGGCUCAAAGAUGAACACAAAGGAGAGUUCUGCGGACUUUGGUAAUCACAGGGGAAAGGGAAAGGCGAGUAGGCCGGGCAAAAAUCGACGUAACAAUGUAAAAAAUAGGCGCAAAUAAAUGUAUUUUACGUU
Molecule: messenger RNA, 1000 nt
Organism: Photinus pyralis (common eastern firefly)
Lineage: Eukaryota; Metazoa; Arthropoda; Insecta; Coleoptera; Lampyridae
Product: probable rRNA-processing protein EBP2 homolog
Exons: 3
Coding region: 87-986 (299 amino acids)
Biological process (GO): rRNA processing; ribosomal large subunit biogenesis
Cellular component (GO): nucleolus; nuclear periphery; preribosome, large subunit precursor
Source: RefSeq, a predicted model, not a curated record